This is a messenger RNA of Acanthoscelides obtectus, 424 nucleotides long. The record is from the annotation of a GenBank genome assembly. Lineage: Eukaryota; Metazoa; Arthropoda; Insecta; Coleoptera; Chrysomelidae.
GGAACUUGCAACAUCGCAAAUUGUCGAGGCGAUGUCUACAAAAAUUAUUUAGUAGUCGGCGACCAUGACCCUCAAUACAGGAUAAUUCUUCCAUUUGUACUCAAGGUACUUUAAAUCAUUUAUAGUGAGUACAAGUAAUUUAUAUAUAUUUCAAACAGUUGAAUAAUAAUUAUGUAAUUAAUUAACCCAUUACCAACGCUCGGAAGUAUCAGUGGAAAAAAUGCUCACCAAAAGUUCUUUUAGAAAUAUCUCGUCCAACCUGCACCACUUGAACUCGUCUUCUUUUCCAGGAGGUGGGACCAGAUUUAGCUGGAAAAAUAAACUGUACAUAUGCAAACGUAAAUACAUAGUAUAUUCGAGCUGUGGCUCUCACAGAGUGCUUUCGGCGUUUGAUCAACUGCAGAAGCUGGAUUACAAACGAUAG